This is a messenger RNA of Leptosomus discolor (cuckoo roller), 1823 nucleotides long. NCBI's taxonomy places the organism in Eukaryota, Metazoa, Chordata, Aves, Leptosomiformes, Leptosomidae. The record is from RefSeq and is a predicted model, not a curated record.
AUGUGGCCUAUGUUCUCUCCUGCCUUCCCCGGGGCUGUGUCUGAGCGAGUCCAACUGAAGCGAAACGUUGCCUUCAGGUGCAGCGACGACAUCAGGGCCGGGGUGAGCAACCUGCUCGUCUACGUGAAGAGCAUGAAGGGCCUCGCGGGGAUUCGCGACGCCGUGUGGGAGCUGCUCACCAGCGAGGCCGUAAGCCAGCACUGGGAGGCAGUGUGCCGGCGCCUUUUGGACAAGCCCGCUUCCUUCUGGGAGGACCUGCUGCAGCAGCUGUUCCUGGACAGGCUAGAGACACUGACCAAAGAAGGGUUUGACUCCAUCUUGAGCAGCUCCAAACAGCUUCUCACCUUAGCCUUGCAGGAACUUGAAGUCAAACCUAGCGCCUCUGCCCUCAGCAAGCACAUCCAGUUUGAACACAACGUGGCCCUGUUCCUGUGGUCGGAGAGCUCUGGUGACCUGCCUUCCGACGCCGCGUGGGUCAACGUGGCAAACCGCGGCCACUUCUCCAAGAGCGGCCUCUCCCUGAAGGCCCAGGCGCUCACGCCGUGCGUGCAGAGCUUCUGCUCGGCGCUGGACUCGAAGCUGAAGGCCAGGUUGGACGAUCUCCUGUCCUACCUUCCCGCCGACUCCAGCCGGCGGCUGGGGGGGCAGGCGGACGCUCCCAGCGAUGCCAGGCUCAACGCCGUCCUCUUCAUGGCCAGACUCUGCCAGUCCCUGCCCGAGCUCUGCCCUCACCUGAAGCAGUGUAUCCUGGGCCACUCGGGCAGCCCGGAGACGGCGCUGAAGGAAACCCGCUCCACCAAGAAGCUGGGGAAGGGGAAAACCCAGGAGGUGACCCCCGUGCAGGCCAAGUGGCAGGGGGUGAAGGCAGAGCUCCUGCAGCAGAGCCUGUUUGCGUAUCAGAUCUGGAGCUCAGCUGUCACCAAAGGGCUGGUGCAGUGCUUUACCCACACGCUGCUGCUCGACACAGCUGGCUCGGUCUUGGCCACAGCCACCAACUGGGAUGAAAUUGAAAUUCAGGAGGAGACGGAGUCUGGAAACAGCGUAACAUCAACGAUCCGGCUGCCUGUGCAGCCUUCCUGGUACGUCCAGUGCCUCCUCUUCAGUCUGUGCCAAGAGGUGAACCGGGUCGGUGGCCAUACUCUUCCGAAAGUCACCUUGCAGGAGCUGCUGAGGCUCUGCAUGGCAGAAGUGCUUGCUGCCUACGAAAAGCUCAUGGAAGAGCAGCAGGAGAAGAAAGCUGGCGCCUUCCCCAUGACGCAGAACAGGGCUCUGCAGUUACUCUACGAUCUGCGGUACCUCAGCAUCAUCCUGACGGCGAAAAGCGAGGAAGCAAAACCCGGCAGGAUCAAGCAUGACUCCAGGAUUGAGAAGGUGACCGACUUCCUGGAGGGCCACAUAGAUCCGUUUGACUUGGAUGUUUUCACUCCCCACUUGAACAGCAACCUGAAUCGCCUGGUCCAGCGAACUUCCGUUCUCUUCGGCUUGCUGACCGGCACGGAGAACCAGUACACGAGCAGGAGCGGUGCUCCCAGCUCCCAGGAGCUCCACAACAUCUUGCCGUUAGCAUCCAGCCAGAUCAGAUUUGGACUUCUGCCGCUGAGCAUGUCAAGCUCCCGAAAGAGCAAGUCUGCUACCAGGAGCACAGAAGGAGUUCAGGUUCCAGCUCCUGCGCUCACGAGGGCGGAAGAUGAGGCCUCGCGCCCUGGCUCGUUGUUCCGGCAGCUGGUCACGGAAGAGGAAGACACCGCUGCACCUUCUCUCUUCAAGCUGGGCUGGCUUUCUGGCAUGACCAAGUGAUGGAAUUAAAAACUAAAGAGCUUGUC